Cotesia congregata is the source of this 2109-nucleotide messenger RNA. The record is from the annotation of a GenBank genome assembly. Lineage: Eukaryota; Metazoa; Arthropoda; Insecta; Hymenoptera; Braconidae.
AUGGAGGAGAGCAGAAUGGAAAGCAUGUCAUCUGGACGACCAGACAAAUCAUCAAGCUCGGCUAGAAGACACCGUAAGCGAGCGAACAAGAAAAGCCAUGUCACAAAGGUCGACAAUUGGUGCAGCGAGACCCCAACGGAGAUCAGCGAGCCUAUGAUCAAUCCGGGAGUUGAUUACGCGACGAUGUUUUGGCAGCAACCAGCAGCAACGGUUGCUCCGCAUGUCGCACCAAUGCGCAACGGCCAGAGACUCUUUACGACGAUGUCUGACCCCAGUGUUUGUGGCUACUCGACGCUGCCCGUCGCUUACGCGAUGGAGCCGGUCUCGAUGCCGCCAAUCUACCCGCUGUACAGGCCAGUUCCGCAGACCAACUACCGACCACCCAGAGGAAGGCCCAGGAGAAACAUUCCCCAGCAUCAAGGUCAUUCACAGUCUCACCAGGGUAUCAGUAACAUCAGUAGCGUGAAUAACGUCGCCAAUGGGUACUCGAGUCUCCAGGAAAACAGGACCGGCUACUCGACUUUAUAUCAGAAUGGAGACUACACUUCACUGCCUCCGUCUGCGAACAAUCACAUUGUUGCUGAGAGUGAUGACUUGAAUUCCGAGCACAGGAGGUACUCAGACCCUGGGCUAGGUCCUACUGAUCUGCCGCCGUAUACUGACAGCGAAGACUCGGACUCUGGUGGUAGUUCCAGUUCUGUUACGACUGUGGAGAAAAAUAAACUUGUUUUGUCUUUGGUUGAGCAGAUGACUACACUACGAGAAGCAAAUAGCCAGAUGUUUGAACAACUUAACGAAACAAAACUGGCAUUAGAAAACGUGACUACGGAAUUAGCCGAAAUAAAACAAAACUCUUCUUCAGACUAUCAGCCAGGAAUGUUAUCAGAAAUUAUUAGCGAGAUUCGACAAGCAAAUAAGGCGCUAGAUGAAACAAUUGAUGCGAGAAUAAAGUUGAUAGUUGAAGAGAAAACCCGACAAAAACUACUAGAGCUUGACGACCUCAAGGGACAACUGGCCCAAAUGACUGAGCAAAAGGCCAAAGGAGAUAGACGAAUUGCCAUCUUGGAGGAGGAGGUUGCUAGUCUUAAAAUUAAUGCUUCCAACGUCGUGGGUCAUGAGAUCGCAGCCUUUGAGGAAGAAGCCCUGGCUCUUCGACGGGAGCUCCAGGAAGCGAGGGCAAAAAACGCCGAGAAUCAAGAGGCUAAGUGCGUAGAAGCAUCAUCGAUAGCGAGAGCUAUCAAGCCUUUAUCUUUCGAAACACCCUGUAUAACCAGCACCCCCGUGCGUACCAACUUCCACGAGCCGAAUAAGAGCUCAAGCUCCAUUCCAGCCUCAGCCUCAUCUUCUUCCUCGACUUCGACUGUCUCGUCCCCCUCACCUCUGUCCCCCUCCGACUCGUCGAGGAAUCUGGACCAGAUCGACCAAGACUGGCAGUGGAAGAAGUUCACUGAUCCUGAUACCGAGCCGCUCGCGGAUCCAGCGCCGUUGACCGACGGAAAAACCAAAGAAAAAGAAAAAUACUCUGAUGGAAAUAAUUACUGGAAAAACAGAGGCUCUGACGCUUCCAUGCGGCCUGAUGAAAGAGAAGCCUUUGAGAGACUGCUCCACUUCCACUUUGAAAGAGACUCGGUUCCUGCGAAUAAUUUCCAACGUUCAGCAGUCGUCAGACGCAAGAGCGACGUCACGAAUAAUUUCAGAAAAGUGUCGCAGUUUUCCUGCUUCAGAGCCGCUUCUACCAAUUCGCUUCCUCUGGAGGACAAAGAAGAGUCUGAAAGGUCAGAUAAAAAUCAAGAAAAUGGUGUUGAGGUUCCGGACGUCGUGGUGGUUCCUGGAAAAUCAGUGACGAGGAUUAAGGGAAGAAAGAGAGGAAAAGAAGGUAACCGGAAACGUGAUUUAUCAGACUGGAGAAACUGGUGGCGGCAAUGCCAUCACCAUCAACAUCUUGAUCAGUCAGCAGACGUAAGCUCAGCUCAAAACAACGCUGCUGAUAAAGAUAACGAUGACAACAUAGACAAUGAUGAUAGCGAGUCCGGGCAUUCUAUUUACAGCAACAACGACUCGACAAUCAGCAGCAGCGUCAGCAUCGGCGGCCCAGUUACAGAUCUUUAG